AUGGCGUGCAGCCACCGUGACACCGGCUACCGCAGCCUGGGGGUCGACGAGGACGAGGAAGAACUGCAUAAUGCGGAGCCUACCUUGACCUCGGAGACUGUAACCGGAGAGGAGGAGGCUACGCUGUCCGAACCUGAGCCCGGAGAAGCAGCAGCAGCAGACUACUUUGAUGCGGUCGGUCCCAACUUCUUGGAUGAAAACCGUGUGGGCGGCGGCGGUCUUGAGCCCCCGCAGCAGCAGGAGGAGCUGGCCGCCCUGGCCGCUGAGGGGCCACAGAUGGUACCGAGAAGCCUGCGCCGCAACCGUACGGUGUUCACCGUCUUGCAGCUGCGGGAGCUGGAGAGAACUUUCCAGCGCAAUCGUUACCCCGACGUGUUCGCGCGAGAGGUGAUUGCAAGACGCUUGAAUUUGCCUGAAGCCAUAGUGCAGGUUUGGUUUCAGAACAGAAGGGCCAAGUGGAGAAGACAACAGAGGGCACUGAUGUUCAGAAAUCUGAUCCCCAUUGCCUUGCGCCCCCAUGUGGGGAUAAUCUUGAAUGGGCCCUAUCAGGCAAUCCCUGUUAUAAGGCCUACAUGGAGAUGUGUUCCUGCAGUGCCACUUGCACCACCUGUACUACCCGGACCACCACCUCUGCCACCCAGGCUGCCACACGGGCCACCACCUCUGCCACCCGGGCCACCACCUCUGCCACCCGGGCCACCAUUUCUGCCACCCGGGAUGCCACCCAUGCCACCCGGGAUGCCACCCAUGCCACCUGGGAUGCCUUUGCCACCCCUACCACCUGUGCCUCCCUUUGCUGUGGCCCCUGUAGGUAUUGCAUGGGGCCCUGUCAUCAAUGGUCAUUUCGCAGGUCCCAUUUUCUGA
Aethalodelphis obliquidens (Pacific white-sided dolphin) is the source of this 864-nucleotide messenger RNA. RefSeq names its product ESX homeobox 1 (gene ESX1). Gene Ontology annotation, biological process: regulation of transcription by RNA polymerase II. The record is from RefSeq and is a predicted model, not a curated record. The transcript has 4 exons. The coding region runs from base 1 to 864 and encodes 287 amino acids. Gene Ontology annotation, molecular function: RNA polymerase II transcription regulatory region sequence-specific DNA binding; DNA-binding transcription factor activity, RNA polymerase II-specific. NCBI's taxonomy places the organism in Eukaryota, Metazoa, Chordata, Mammalia, Artiodactyla, Delphinidae.